Messenger RNA from Trichobilharzia szidati, 1751 nucleotides. Lineage: Eukaryota; Metazoa; Platyhelminthes; Trematoda; Strigeidida; Schistosomatidae. The record is from the annotation of a GenBank genome assembly.
UAAGUCAUUCAUUGUAUACAACAGCUGUUGUUAUUAUUAUUACUAUUUAAAGGAAAUACUCACUAGCCUAGAUAAUAUUAAAAUAAUCAGAUGUUACAUUCUCUAGAAAUUUGGCGAUAAACAUUUUGAAAAAAAUUCGGAAAUUAAAAUUAUUCCCACAUUAUUAUUCACGUUAUAAUUACCGCUGAAUAUUGAAUUAAACAUUUUGAAAUUUCAAAACGAUUAUAUAUAUCAUGUCUCCUAAUUAUCAUAAAUCUAUUCAUCAUUCAUUGAAACAUACAAUCCAUUGUAUACACAGGACAGAACUACUACUUAUGAAGUUUUUAUAUUUUAUAGUAUUAUGGAAUUCAGUGAUCGCUGGACCAAUGUUAUUUCACAGUAAUACAUUGGAGAAUAAAGAUAGUUUAAUUGUGAAUCCAGUUCUCAGUCAGACAACCGAUGUAAACAAUGUUAACAAUAGCAGUGAAAGCACUAGAGAAACGGAAACAGUUACACCAGUGACUAUUGAAGAAACCGGUGCUAUUGUAGAAAUACAGAAUGAAACCUGUGAUGAUCCCUUUGAAGAAUUUGUAUCCCCUGUACGUGGUACACCACGUUGUUGUCGUAAAUGUGAUGUCGGCAAUGGUAUGCUUAGACUAUGCUCAAAUACAGAAAAUACUCAAUGUCGACCGUGUAAAUCUGGUUUCGAGUUUUCGUCUGUUAGAAGUGCUACAAAAAAGUGUAUGCAAUGUCGACGAUGUGAAGAACUUCAUCCUUUAGCAAAGACACGUACUGAAUGUACUCCUACAACAGAUACAAUAUGUCAGUGUGAAAAACCAUUUUAUAUGUCAGAAAAAGAACAAACAUGUAAACCGUGCACUGUUUGUAAACCUGGUGAAGGUAUAGUUAAGCAAUGUGAUUGGAAUUCAGAUACCCAGUGUCAAUCUUGUCCAGCUGGAUUUUGGUCUGCACAAACUGUUGACAAUGUCAAAUGUAUACCAUGUCAAAUAUGUGAAAAAAAUCAAAUUCUAGUUAGAGAAUGUUCACCUACAACAGAUACACUAUGCUGUCCAGUAAAUAAUCCUAAUUGUACACAUGAAUAUGCACUGCCUCUAGACUAUCCAACAUACGAUCAAGAAUCGAAUAUGUCAGAUAAUGGAAAUAAACCAAAUCAAAUGUUACCAAUUUAUUGUUCUAUUAUGGGCUUAAUAAUUAUCUCAUUACUUGCCUAUGUAGUCUAUAAACUGUGGAAGCAAAGAGAAGCUUCAAAAAAUGCAAAAUUAUCUGAUGCUUAUAAUAUUGGCUGUAAUAAAAAUAAUCUACUAGACAGAACAACUUGUGUAGAUAAUCAUCAUCUUCAGCAUCAUAUGAUUUCAUCAGAUUUAUUAAAUCAUUCACCACAGUCUAUAAGUGAGGUUACCAAAGAGGCCAGCAACAAUAACAACAAUAAUGAUCUUAUUCUUGGUCAUGAAAAAGAACCGCUACUUGGAAAAUCAGUUGGUUUAAACAAUUCAUCAGAUUGCCUUGAACAACCAUUAACAGUGAUCCCUAUGAAUAUACUUGGAGUUAUUUGUUAUCGUUUAUCCCAGCAUGGAUGGCAAGACCUUGCUAAUACAAUGAAUUUGGAUACAAAUAAAUUUGAUAAAGCUACGGCAUCAAAUGCAUCGGAUUUGUUAACAGCUACAUUAGAAGCUCAGGCAACAGUUGAAUCGCAUUUAAAAUCAUGUAAUCCUGAUAACGUUAACAAUAACAACAGAACACAGCAGCACUAA